AUGUCCUAUGGGCACCAUUUGCGUGGUCCUCCACCUUUACGACGGAGAACCGAGCAUAACACUCAUUGUCGCAAUUUAGUGGAUCGCUACCGGCUCCAAGAUCUGCAUCAUCCCGGCCAACUCGGAGAUCUUGGGACAACUCAAGUGGGUGUGGUUUUCGGACAACGAGCGGGACAUCCGUCAGCUUGGGACGUUCGACGCCGCCAGUCGGGGGGUGGUUGGCGCCGCGCAGUUGCUUUGGACUCUGCGAGGCAAGCACCUGUCAGUCCUGAGCGCUGUGGCCACAAUCCUGGCGUACACCAUGGACCCCUUUGCCCAGAACCCUAUCUGGUGCGCUACCAGUCCGCCUCGAUUCUCGACAGAUCCCAAUUUGCCCUGCUCGAUGUACAGUUCAAGCCCACAGAAGCUCUGGGGAGUUCCGAAGUUCAAUUGCCCGUCGAGCAACUGCACAUGGCCGUCAACCGCGUCUCUGGAGGCCCAGUUCCUCUGUGCCAAUGUCACCGACCAGCUCCGGUAGUGACGUGGACUAUAACGGCCCUCGCGCUUGCUUGCACCAUGCAGAAGACCAGGGGGAGGGUCCCGAUCUCCGUCACAACCACCGGCGUGGCCAUGGAGGAAGAGGAUAGCCCGUCGAGAGACGACCGCCCGCCGUGGAGGCUGUUUGAGAGUGACGGUCGGGCCUCGUCUUCUGUUUCCCCAACUCGCAUCCUCUUUCCUUCGAUUACAUACACGCCGGUCGUGCCAUUCCGACAACCAUUCACCAUGGUUUCCAUUCUUCUUCUCUCUCUUCUCAGCACUGCGAGCCUUGCAUUUAAGGAACCUGCUGCCGAUGUUGCUCCAAGUACGUUAUCUGCUUCCACUGCUCCAGACACAGCCCCGACACCAAUGGGUUCGACACCCACUGCGUGCCCCAAUACAUUCUCGACCUCCACUUCCAGAACUACGUCUACUCUGACGUCUACUGUGACAUCUACGUUGACCUCUACGUUGACCUCUACGUUGACUGCUCCUUCUUCAACGACCCCAUCCUCAACCCCCACUGCCUGCCCCAACACCUACACCGGCUCUGCCUCGAGCUCCACGCCUCCCACUACCAGCGCGCCAACUACCACCCCCCCUACUGGUUUCAUUACGACUGUCACAGAGACAUUCACCAUCACCCUUGAUUAA
This is a messenger RNA of Aspergillus mulundensis, 1170 nucleotides long. RefSeq lists its product as uncharacterized. The coding region runs from base 1 to 1170 and encodes 389 amino acids. The record is from RefSeq and is a predicted model, not a curated record. Lineage: Eukaryota; Fungi; Ascomycota; Eurotiomycetes; Eurotiales; Aspergillaceae. The transcript has 3 exons.